CUCCCGGAAGCUGUCCAGAGGUCCCCACAGGAAAGCGGAAGCGGCGCGCAGCACGUGGGGGAGGUGCCGGUCCUAGGGUUCUGCGUCCACUUGGUUUGUGGUUGUGAGGCUGGCCUCCGCCACAGCAGAGGACGAAGCGCGGGGCGCGGGGAGCCCGAGAGACGCUGCGGAGCGGGGAGACGGGCUGAGCGCCAUGGAGGGCCCAGGGGAGGCGCCGGGCCCACAGCCACCGCAUCCCGAGGACCACCGCAUCCGCGACGGCGACUUCGUGGUGCUGAAACGGGAAGAUGUGUUCAAAGCAGUGCAAGUCCAGCGGAGAAAAAAAGUAACUUUUGAAAAGCAGUGGUUCUAUCUGGAUAACAUCAUUGGCCAUAGUUAUGGAACCACAUUUGAAGUGACCAAUGGAGGAAGUCUUCAGCCUAAGAAGAAGAAGGAAGAGCCUACUUCAGAGACCAAAGAAGCGGGCACUGAUAAUCGAAAUAUAAUUGAUGAUGGGAAAUCUCAGAAACUUACUCAAGAUGACAUAAAAGCUUUAAAGGACAAGGGCAUUAAAGGAGAGGAAAUAGUUCAGCAAUUAAUUGAAAAUAGUACAACAUUCCGAGACAAGACAGAAUUUGCUCAAGAUAAAUAUAUAAAAAAGAAGAAAAAGAAGUAUGAAGCCAUCAUUACUGUUGUGAAGCCAUCCACCCGCAUUCUUUCAAUUAUGUAUUAUGCAAGAGAACCUGGAAAAAUUAACCACAUGAGAUACGAUACCCUAGCCCAGAUGUUGACGUUGGGAAAUAUCCGUGCUGGCAAUAAAAUGAUUGUAAUGGAAACGUGUGCAGGCUUGGUACUGGGUGCAAUGAUGGAACGAAUGGGAGGCUUUGGUUCCAUUAUUCAGCUGUACCCUGGAGGUGGACCUGUUCGGGCAGCAACAGCAUGUUUUGGAUUUCCCAAAUCUUUCCUCAGUGGUCUUUAUGAAUUCCCACUCAACAAAGUGGACAGUCUCCUAAAUGGCACGUUUUCUGCAGAGAUGUUAUCUUCAGAGCCUAAAGACAGUGCUUCAGUUGAAGAAAGUAAUGGCACCCUGGAGGAAAAACAGACUACAGAGCAAGAGAAGGAAGACAGUGUGGCAGAAGCCCAAGAGAGCCAUCACCCACAGGAACAAGAAACAAUGGAAAUUGUCUCUCAAGAUCCAGAAUAUAAGGAGCCUAAAGAGAGAGGAAGCAAAAAAGAUUAUAUUCAGGAAAAGCAGAGGAGACAAGAAGAGCAAAGGAAAAGACAUUUAGAGGCUGCUGCUCUGCUGAGUGAAAGAAAUGCAGAUGGUUUAAUUGUAGCUAGUCGUUUCCAUCCCACUCCACUCCUGCUGACUUUGCUGGACUUCGUGGCCCCUUCAAGGCCAUUCGUGGUCUACUGUCAGUAUAAAGAGCCGCUGUUGGAAUGCUAUACAAAACUGCGGGAAAGAGGAGGGGUCAUCAACCUCAGACUGUCUGAAACCUGGCUCAGGAAUUACCAGAGAUGAAAGAAUCUCCUGCCUGUAACUCAGAGAAAGUGCCUUGGCUUUUCCUGACCCUUUUUUCUCCGUUCAUGUCAGGGUCUAUUACUCUGUAACUUCAGUCCAGAGACAUUUAAAAUGUAAACAAUUAUGAUUCAUGUUUCUUCAAGGCCUCGAGAUCAUUGUGGAGGGAAUAAAUGAUAAUAGCAAAUUCCCUAGGCCAAUAAGAAAGUGACUCUCUUCUCUCUCCCGGGAUAUCUUUUCAUCAGGUUUUCAGGAUUUACUUCUGGGCUCCAUGUCAGUUCAGGUCCUCUGGAAGGCAUUUGCUAAGAUGGAAUUAGCAGUGGAAGGGAUUUAUUGGGGGAAAAUGUCUUUGAAAGAUGAGAGAGGAAGCAGGAUUAGAUGGGAAAGCCCUCAGACCAUGGUGGAGGUCUGAUGGCUGUGAGAGAACGGGGAGAAAGGAAGAUGGGCGGGAAGAUCCUGCAGUGCUACCCUCAGAAGGUCUCAGCCAACAUAAUGGGGAACCCCAGAGCAAAGAGUGCCCAUUAAAGGAGCCCUAUGUUGAGCAGAAAUGUUGUGGUCCUGGUACCCAUGCUCAGUAAUCGACUUGGAGUGGCCCAUGGCCUCCCUGGCUGUGAAUGCUGCGGAGGAUCCCAAAGGAGCAGCACCUAGAGGCUUUCUGCUGCCUGAACUCCUCACAGCCGGUUCCCUCUGGAAGAUCUGAGGGAGCACCGCCAUGGCUGCCACGGGCACCGCCCUGCUGCUUGGACAUCGUCCUACUUAAUCUGGGAUACUUAAAGCCCUGAGCGGACCCUGCCCUUCAUGACAGUCAUCUUAUUGAGCUAUGGUAACGGCAGAGAAGAGAUCUUGUCAGAGUUAACAAGGUAUUGGGGCAGGGAGGCUCUGGAUAUGUGUCCAGUAGCUACUUCUCCAUGGACUGAAACUCCACUGUUGGCCAUGAAGCUUCCUGGAGCCAAUAGAAAGAAAGUUACGCACAGGCCCAGGAGUACUACACCAACCAUUUGUUUGUUUGCCACCGGAAACUUGCGUCAGGUUUGAGAGCAGCAGCUCCAGCUUUAUUUUUCAAAAGAAAACCACUUAAACCAGUUUCUAUACUCUUAUCUGCACUAUUAUGUGAAGGAGGAGCUCUUUAGGAAUUGAUCCAAUUAAAUCUUCAAGAGAAUCUGUGUCGUUUAAACUCUGAUUUCCAGCAUGUGUAUUGUUAGUAUGUGCUUUAUCUGCUUAGGAAAACAUGAAUGUCUUUCUGUCUUGAUUAGGUUUUGCCAGAUCGAAGUCAUCCCAAACUACUGAUGAGCGGAGGUGGGGGGUACCUUCUCUCAGGCUUCACUGUUGCCAUGGAUAACCUUAAAGCAGA
Panthera uncia (snow leopard) is the source of this 2849-nucleotide messenger RNA. RefSeq names its product tRNA methyltransferase 6 non-catalytic subunit (gene TRMT6). Gene Ontology annotation, cellular component: nucleus; tRNA (m1A) methyltransferase complex. Lineage: Eukaryota; Metazoa; Chordata; Mammalia; Carnivora; Felidae. Gene Ontology annotation, biological process: tRNA methylation. The transcript is spliced from 11 exons. The record is from RefSeq and is a predicted model, not a curated record. Bases 194 to 1501 code for a protein of 435 amino acids.